UUCUCUGGAUCUAUUGAUUCUCCCGCAUUGCCUACCUUCUCCUUCGCUUGUCACCAAAAGGGUUUCGGGGAAAAUCUGCAUUGUUUUUUUUUUUUUUUCCUUUCUUUAUGGGAUCUUUGUGUGGGAUUGGAUACGAGCUUCUUUUGUUUUUCUGAAUUUAUUUGAUUUGCUUGAGUGUAGAGAUUCCUGAAGCAAUCUCGAAUCUGUAAGCCACUUUUCACUCUUAUAUGUUCUGGUUAAGAAAUCUGAAAAAGGAUAUGAAAUUCACUUCAGAUUUCUCUGAAAAGGUAGUUUUUUCAUCGUUAGCUUACAUUAUCUUCAGUUUUACGAGUUUCCAGGAUCUGGGUGCUUGGUAUUGUUCUUUUGUAUGCCCCUCAAAACAUAAACUCUGUCCCUUUUCUUGGGUUGUCUAGUCUGGGGUUUCUGUUGUGAUCUUGAUUCUUAAUUCUGUUCCUUCAUAUCUGACUUUGGGUUGUGUCAAAGUUAAGCUUUUGUCUGAAAUUUUUCAUCUUUUGUGUAAACUGUUAAGUUUUUGUCGUGGUGAUGAGGAGUUGAAGUGAGUAAUUAUGGAGAGUGAUAAACGGUCUGUUUCGUUUCGGUUAAAUCGGAGAGGAGAAUCCAAUAAUCAAAACACACUAGCUAAAGAUGAGGAAGGUAGCUUUCUUUUUGCUGGAAGGUUGCCCCAAGAUUAUCCUAUGAAGAUUGUGUGGAAGAGGGGCUUUAUUCGCUUGGUUCUUGUUGCAGGCAUACUGUGGAUGCUUCUCAUUCUAAUUGUAUUGUUAUUUCAUGUCUGGUCCUGCCAGACUUCAUUCGCAUUCUUUUCAGCUUUGUGUAACAGAGAGGGUAAAGUAUUUGUUGCGUUAGACACAAUGGGGUUUGUACAAUCACAACACCGUUGUCCAAUUCCUGUUGCUAAUGACCCUGAUAGAGUAGUUAUUCCACAUGGAAGAACACCAGAUGAGAUUGUCAAAAAUUUAACCUAUAUUACAGAGGAUGAGUUUGCAAAUAAUGGAUCUCAGUCAUCCCCCCUAUUUGGAGGGCAUCAAAACUGGUCUGAAAGAGAAGAGAGUUUUAAAUUAAAACCUACAAUGGAGGUGCACUGUGGAUUUAUGAGAAAUGGUGGUGCUGAAAUGGAUCCUGCAGAUGUUGAAUAUGUAAAGAAGUGCCAGUUUGUUGUUGCAUCUGGAAUUUUUGACAAAUAUGAUGUACCUCAUCAGCCUUCAAAUAUAAGUGAUCGUUCCAAGAAGCUCUUCUGCUUUUUGAUGGUGUUGGAUGAAGUAUCUCUCAACUUCAUAAAGGAAAAUGUUACUACUAGGAAGGAUUCAGAUGGAGGACUAUGGGUUGGUGUAUGGCGUCUUAUUCUAUUGAAGCAUCAACCUUAUGACGAGCCUAGAAGGAAUGGAAAAGUUCCAAAAAUUUUAACUCACAGGCUAUUCCCUCAAGCACAAUACAGCAUCUGGAUAGAUGGUAAAAUGGAGCUGAUAGUCGAUCCAUUGCUAAUUCUUGAGAGAUACUUAUGGCGUGGGAAGCAUACCUAUGCCAUUGCUCAGCACAAAUUUCAUAAAAGUAUAUAUGAGGAGGCUGAUGCAAACAAGCGGAGGAAACGAUAUGCCAGACCUCUUAUUGACCUGCACAUGAAGAUAUACCGCUACGAGGGAAUGGAGCCAUGGAGUCUAAAGAAAAGCACAAUUAGUGAUGUGCCAGAGGGAGCCAUAAUCAUACGGGAGCAUACCCUACUGAAUAACCUGUUUAGUUGCCUGUGGUUCAAUGAGGUCCAUCUCUUCACACCAAGAGACCAGCUGAGUUUUGGCUAUGUUGUCUACAGGUUAGGUGGCUCGUUUAAGUUCCACAUGUUUCCAAAUUGCGAGUACAAUUCAUUGUUUGUCUUGCACCAACAUAAUCGGGAACAUUCCUCCAGAGUAGAGUGGGUGAAAAGUUUGAAUGAGUUUAAGGGUAAUGGUAGUAGUAUGAAAGAGAGCAAGGGUGGUUUUGGCUUGUGGACCCCCUAUCCUGGGAACCUUGAUUCAGUUGUCCUUCCAAAAGUAGUAAGGACUUCAAAAGCAGGCUGAGGUUCGUUACUGUGCAAUUUUGUCUUUCCUGUAAACUUAAAAGUACUAUUGAACGGUCGACCAGGCUUCUACUAGAAGGAAAAGGAAGAAACCUGAAUGCCUUUUAGUACUGAAGUAUGAGGAAUGUUAGGGGAUGAUGUAACUUCCAAUGUAAUAAUAAUAAAGAUUGGGAGCUCUCUUAAUGUUGAUUGAUUCUCCAAAAUCAUGGUUAUGAAUUGGUUUCGAUGAAUGGGAAUUCAUUUUGUUAAUUUUAUUUUUCUCCUAAAAAAAAGGGUAUUUCAAU
Molecule: messenger RNA, 2352 nt
Organism: Rubroshorea leprosula
Lineage: Eukaryota; Viridiplantae; Streptophyta; Magnoliopsida; Malvales; Dipterocarpaceae
Source: the annotation of a GenBank genome assembly